Molecule: messenger RNA, 1714 nt
Organism: Zalophus californianus (California sea lion)
Lineage: Eukaryota; Metazoa; Chordata; Mammalia; Carnivora; Otariidae
Gene: PDIA2
Product: protein disulfide isomerase family A member 2
Exons: 11
Coding region: 51-1631 (526 amino acids)
Biological process (GO): response to endoplasmic reticulum stress; protein folding
Cellular component (GO): endoplasmic reticulum
Molecular function (GO): protein disulfide isomerase activity
Source: RefSeq, a predicted model, not a curated record
UGGCCCCCGGCCCCCUUAUCUGCCCCCUGCCUCGUGGGCCCGGCACUGCCAUGGACAGCCAGUUCCUGCUCCCGCCGCUGCUGCUGCUGCUACUUGGGGCCUCAGUCCUGUGGGGACAGGGCCCGGGGCCAGGGGGGGCCGAGGAAGAGCCCCCCGAUGAGGAGAUCCCUGAGGAGGAUGGGAUCUUGGUGCUGAGCCAGCGCAACCUGGGCCUGGCCCUACGGAAGCACCGCACGCUGUUGGUGCAAUUCUAUGCCCCCUGGUGUGGGCACUGCAAGGCACUGGCCCCUGAAUACAGCAAGGCCGCUGCCCUGCUGGCGGCAGAGUCCGCCGAAGCCAGGCUGGCCAAGGUGGAUGGGCCCGCUGAGGCAGAGCUGACCAAGGAGUUUGCUGUGACGGAAUACCCCACGCUCAAGUUCUUCCGUGACGGGCAGCGCACACACCCGGAGGAGUACACUGGCCCCAGGGAGGCUGACGGCAUCGCUGAGUGGCUGAGGCGGAGGCUGGGGCCCAGUGCCACCCGGCUGGAGGAUGAAGAGGGUGCCCAAGCUCUGAUAGACGGCCGGGAUGUUGUGGUCAUUGGCUUCUUCCAGGACCUACAGGACGAUGAUGUGGCUACCUUCCUGGCCCUGGCCCAGGACGCCCUGGACAUGACCUUUGGCCUUACCGACCAGCCAAAGCUCUUUCAGAAGUUUGGCCUCACCAAGGACACCGUGGUCCUUUUCAAGAAGUUUGACGAGGGUCGGGCCGACUUCCCAGUGGACGAAGAGCUGGGCCUGGACCAGGGGGACCUGUCGCACUUCCUCCUCAUGCACAGCAUGCACCUGGUCACGGAGUUCAACAGCCAGACUUCUCCGAAGAUCUUCGCAGCCAGGAUCCUCAACCACCUGCUGCUGUUCGUCAACCAGACGCUGGCCCCGCACCAGGAGCUGCUGGUGGGCUUUGGGGAGGCAGCUCCCCUGUUCCGGGGACAGGUGCUGUUCGUGGUGGUGGACGUGGGUGCCGACAAUGGCCACGUGUUGCAGUACUUUGGUCUGAAGGCCGAGGAGGCCCCCACCCUGCGCUUCAUCAACAUUGAGACCACCAAGAAGUAUGCGCCUGCAGAUGGCGGGCCAGUCACCGCGGCCUCCGUCACCACCUUCUGCCAUGCCGUCCUCGGUGGCCACAUUAAGCCCUACCUCCUGAGCCAGGAGGUGCCCCCUGACUGGGAUCAGCGGCUGGUCAAGACCCUCGUGGGCAAGAAUUUUGAGCAGGUGGCUUUUGAUGAAACCAAGAACGUGUUUAUCAAGUUUUACGCCCCGUGGUGCACCCACUGCAAGGACAUGGCUGCGGCCUGGGAGGUCCUGGCCGAGAAGUACAAGGACCACGAGGACAUCAUCAUCGCGGAGCUGGACGCCACAGCCAAUGAGCUGGAGGCUUUCCCUGUGCACGGCUUCCCUACCCUCAAGUACUUCCCGGCGGGGCCGGGUCGGAAGGUGAUUGAAUACAAGAGCACUAGGGACCUGGAGACCUUCUCCAAGUUCCUGGACAACGGGGGCAAGCUGCCUGUAGAGGAGCCUGCAGGGGAACCCACAGCCCCCGACCCGGAGACACCUGCCAACUCCACCAUGGAGCCCAAAGAGGAGCUGUAGCUGCCCCCGCAUCGCCAUCUGGUGCCCCCACAUCAGUGCCCUGGGAGUUGUGCAGUGAAUAAAGAAAGAGCUUUGGUCCUGGA